AUGGCCGCCCUUGAAUAACCUCUUGCAGCUGCCAAAGGCUGCAACUCAAAGAUAGAUAUAGAUGUUUACAACUCAGAGCAGAGCUACUGUAUAUCGAGGACACAGACAAUUAAUUAAACGAGGAUUAAAAAAGAGGCAGUCAUGAGCUCAAAAUCUCCAUACUACAGUUCGCUGGAGCAGGAGCAAAGCACAGCCAUGGACUUCCACCAUUCCACAAGUAUACAGAGCUCAAGCGAUAGCUCAUACGAUGGUAUAAAUGCAGAAGCUAGUCUGGCGUUUUGUGACAUCCUCUACACCAUCCCGACUGGGUGGCCGUGGGCAAAGAGCAACAAAGUCAUUCUCAAUUCAGUCAGUGGUGUAAUGAGCCCGGGGCUGAAUGCCAUCCUCGGACCAACUGGCAGUGGAAAAACAACGUUGUUGGACAUUCUGGCCGAUCGUAAGUCCAGCUCUCGAGUGAGCGGAAGUGUUCUAGUGAACGGACGACUGAGGGAGGACAACUUCAGGUUCAAGACUGGAUAUGUUGUUCAGGAUGACAUAGUGACGGGAAGUUUAACAGUGAAAGAGAACUUUAUGUUCUCAGCUGCUCUGCGUCUGCCCUCCUCCACCAGCUGGGCACAACGCGAGGAGAGGGUCGCCACUGUCAUACAAGAACUGGGUCUGGAAAGAUGUGCCAAUCAAAAGAUUGGCACAGAAUUCUUCCGUGGUGUGUCUGGGGGAGAGAGGAAGAGGACUAACAUUGGGAUGGAGCUCAUCAUAGAGCCUCAGGUCUUGUUUCUGGACGAGCCCACCACUGGACUGGACGCAUACACAGCUGUCUCUGUUGUACAGCUACUCAAACGGUUGGGCUCUACUGGUAACCGCGUCGUGGUCAUGUCCAUCCACCAACCUCGCUACUCCAUCUUCAAACUGUUUGACACUCUAACGAUGCUGUCUCUAGGCAACACAGUUUUCCAUGGCCCCGCCCACCAGGCACUACCUUACUUCAACAGACUGGGUUAUGAGUGUGAGGAACACGACAACCCUGCCGACUACUUCCUGGAUAUUAUCAACCGUUGCGAGCUCACUCUAAAAGACGAGAAGACAGAGAGCACCCCCCUCCUGGGUGCCCCCCACAGUGCCCCCACGGAUCUGGCCAGUGAAUACCUGGGCUCACCAGAGUGUCAGAGUGUGCGUAGCUCCCUCGGACCAAUCGUGGAGGGGAUGGUGGGAACUAAAAGGGCCAAUGGAGGACCUCUUGGCUCAUUGCUCUCCAUCGACAAUUAUGCUACAAACUUCUUCUGGCAGUGUGUAGUGGUGGGGUUCAGGGCGGCUGUGAAGAUCUGGAGGAACCCUUUAACAAUUGUUAUGCAGACUCUUGUGAUGGUGAUAUUUGCUCUGAUUGUGGGAGGGAUCUACUUCCAACUUGCCAGUACCCCCAGUGGAAUGAUGGACAGGCUGGGGGUUAUUUUCUUCAUUGUAAUGAGUCAAGUGUUUGGAAACCUUGGAGCCAUUGAACUCUUCAUCAAAGAGAGGGCAGCCUUUCUCCACGAAAGCUCCAGUGGCUACUAUCGUGUGUCCGUGUACUUCUUGUCCAAGUCAGUGACAGACCUGAUGAUCAUGAGGAUGAUACCUCUCACCGUCUUCUCAGCCAUCACGUACUUCAUGAUAGGGUUCCAAUACGAUGCUGCCAAGUUUGGUGUGUUCUACCUGACGCUAGCCCUCACCUCGAUGGCAGGGGCUGCCCUAGCCUUCACCUGCAGUGCCAUGGUCAGUGUGUUUGCAGUCGCCAACCUCCUAGUCUCUCUCAUCUUCAUCCUCUACAUGUUGUUUGGGGGGUUUCUGAUUGGCCUUUCUUCUAUCCCUGACUGGAUCUCGUGGAUGAAGUACCUCAGCAUCUUCAGAUACUCCAUUGAGGCCAUCUCUGUGAACGAGCUGCAAGACCAGUGGUAUUCUGAGAAGCUGGGACCCAAUGGUACUUGCCCAUAUGAAGUGAAAAAUGCGACAUGUUAUGCUGAUGGUAAUCUAGUCCUCAAGUAUCGUGGCUACUCCCUCGAUUGGCUCUGGUAUGAUCAGAUAGCACUAGCGGGGACCACCCUCGGUUGGCUAAUUCUAGCGUACAUUGUGCUCAGGAUUGUCAAGAUUUAUUACAGACACUUUAAGUAACUGUUUUUUAUUUCAUCAAGUGACACAUGUUUAGAAUGCCUGAUACUGUCAGCAGGAGUACUCUAUUAUUUUAAGUUGAACCCUAUACUAUAUAAUAAUUGUUUGCAUGUUUCA
Molecule: messenger RNA, 2256 nt
Organism: Halichondria panicea
Lineage: Eukaryota; Metazoa; Porifera; Demospongiae; Suberitida; Halichondriidae
Product: broad substrate specificity ATP-binding cassette transporter ABCG2-like
Exons: 16
Coding region: 142-2142 (666 amino acids)
Biological process (GO): transmembrane transport
Cellular component (GO): plasma membrane
Molecular function (GO): ATP hydrolysis activity; ATP binding; ABC-type transporter activity
Source: RefSeq, a predicted model, not a curated record